Molecule: messenger RNA, 4268 nt
Organism: Frieseomelitta varia
Lineage: Eukaryota; Metazoa; Arthropoda; Insecta; Hymenoptera; Apidae
Exons: 5
Coding region: 35-4264 (1409 amino acids)
Cellular component (GO): nucleus
Source: RefSeq, a predicted model, not a curated record
UCGUUAUGUUCAGGACGUCGCUCACUGAAUCAAGAUGGCAUCCGAGACUGGUACAAGUAUCGUGUCAAACGAACGGUGUGAUGUAAAUAAUACGAUUCAGCAGAUAUUCGAACCAUUGCAAACGGAAACAACCAAUGUAAAAGUAUCGAGAACAACGUGGAAUAGUGUUAUUAAAGAGACAAACAAAUUUUCGGACAAUUUCGCUUUACAUUCAAUUAGGACGCCCACGAUUUUCUCUACAGCGUCAUCAUUUAAUACAAACACGGAAGAGGACGAAUUACGAAGGAACGUGAAUUUCAUGAGCUCUUCUGGUGAUGUGGAGGAACGUAUUAGUUUUAAAAUUGCCGUCAAUACUGAAUUACAUACAUCAUCCUUGGAAUCGUGCAGCAUGUCCAACCAAAGGAAUGAUCUGGAUACUGCCUGUAUUUCUGAACAACCAGACGGGAAUCCAGAUCAUUGCAAUAAUGAAUUAGUGAAAACUUUAAUUGAACCAGUUCAGCAUGCUAUUCAUGUUGAUUUAGCAUGUAAUAAAGAUACAACAGUAUCUAGUGGGAUACACACAUUGUCAACAAAAUUAGAAGGAUGUGUAAAUUUUGAACAUGGUAACACACCUCAGUUAGGAGAAAGUCCUCAAAGUAAUGGUGAAGUAAUUAGUAGUCCAAGAAGUCCAGAUUAUCCUCCAAGAGUUUCUGAUGGACCAAAUAGUCCAAAUAUAACACUUCCUAGUAGUAUGACAUCGCCAAUUAUGACCUCGACUAUUAUGAUGGAUACAGCAAAAUAUGAUGCAGAAAAUAUAAAUAAUUUAACUACUAAAGUUUGUAAAAAUCUUUCUUACUCAUUUUGUGGACAAUUGGAGAAAAUUGAAGAAGUUCCUGUUAUGCAUUCAAUUAAAGAGGAAAAAGAUAAUAAAAUGGACACAAUUCACAGGGAUGUAAAAUCAGAACUUGUCGAAGUAAAGACAGAUGUAACAGAUACUCAAGAACAAUUAAACAUAAUUAAAUCAGAUUGGGUCAGUGAUAGUACUACGACAAUAGUUGGAAGAACAGAUGCUGUAUUAUCUCAAGAUAAAUCAAUAAAUUGUAUUAGUACUACAACUUCGAGUUCCCAUUCUAAAUCAUACUCAUCUUCAAGAGAAAAACGAAGUAAAGAACAUAAUGAAAGACGUUAUUGCUCACGAUGUUAUAAACGGAGUAAAAUAAAACGAGCAAGUAUUGGUGUACAAUGUAAACGAGAUCGUAGUAUAGUUCCAUUAAACAGUAAGCCAAUGUCUCAUCCAUUUCCAAAAUCAACAAAUGAAAAUCUCAGGUUAAAUUUACAAACAAAGAAUUAUAAAAUGCUUCACAAUACACCAGUUAAAAGUGAAUUAUUAGAUGGCCUAAAGUACAAGAAAUUCAUUCACAUAGAGACUUAUCCUAAUGGUGGUGCAACUGUUGUACAUAUGUAUCAAGAUGAAAUUGAUACAUUAUCUUAUGAACAAGUAGAGGAAUUAGCUCAAGAAUAUUUCAAAGUAGUUUUUGGAGAAGAUGAAAAUGGUAAUGCGUAUCAUGUUAUGGGAAUAGUACAUAAUGCUGCUGCAUAUCUUCCUGAUCUUUUGGAUUACAUGGCAGAUAAUUAUCCUACAUUGACUGUUAAAAAUGGUGUAUUAGGAAGAAGCAGUGAUAUAGAAACUACAACUAUGGUACAGUACAAAGAACAAGUGUGUAAAGCUUAUAGUAAUGGUACUGUUAGAUACGGCCCUCUCCACCAAAUAAGUCUUGUAGGGACUGUUCAUGAAGAAGUUGGUGGAUAUUUCCCAGAUCUUUUACAGAAAUUAGAAGAAAACCCAUUUUUAAAAUUAACUAUGCCUUGGGGUCCAUUAUCUGUUGUAAAGAUGGAUACUCCUCAAGAAUCAAACGAUGGUCCAAUUUUAUGGAUUAGACCAGGUGAACAAUUGGUUCCAACAGCCGAUAUAAAUAAAAGUCCUUAUAAGCGGCGCAGAACGGGCAUUAACGAGUUACGGAAUCUACAGUAUUUGCCACGUCUUAGUGAAGCUCGUGAAUAUAUGUUUGAAGACCGUACUAAGGCUCACGCCGAUCAUGUUGGUCAUGGAUUAGAUAGGAUGACAACAGCAGCAGUUGGUAUAUUAAAAGCGGUUCACGGUGGACAGGCAUCGGAGUAUAACAGAAUUACGAAAGAUGUUGUAGCUUUUUAUGCUGGCGAUUUUCCUGAACUAGUCGAAAAAUUACAAUUAGAUCUUCACGAACCACCAAUUUCACAAUGUGUACAAUGGGUUGAAGACGCCAAAUUAAAUCAGUUACGUAGACAGGGUAUUCGUUAUGCUAGAAUAAAUUUAUAUGAUAAUGAUAUUUACUUUUUACCGCGUAAUAUAAUUCAUCAAUUUAGAACGGUUUCCGCAGUUUCAAGUAUUGCAUGGCAUGUCAGAUUAAAACAGUAUUAUCAAGAAUCGCAGCACAAUACAAGUGUUAGGCAUGGACGGGUUGGAAAUGAGCGUAUAAAAGAAAAGAAACCAUUGGAAACUGUGAAUAUAGGAGAUGAACAGAAAGAAAAUACAAAUCGUCAACGUAUAGAACAAAAACAUUCUGUUGAUUCGCUUGAAGAGAAAAAAGCAAAAGAAAGAGCUGCUGAAUAUCAAGGAAAUUUAAAGAAGUCAGAUCAUCAUGGAAAACGUAAAGAGGAUCGUAAGAACAGAGAUCAUUCAAGACAUUCUUCCAUUUCAAGUAAAAGAAAAGAUUCUAUAGAAAAUAAUGAUAACUGUUCAGAUCUUUUUAAUAAUAAAUCUACAAAAACUAAUAUAAUAGAACAAAAACAAAAUAUUGAAAAGAGAGACGAUAAGAGAUCUGAAAGGAGACACGAAGAACAUUGUCGAUCAAAUGAAAAAUCCAGUCAUCAUUCACACAGUAGUAGUAGCAGCAGUAGCAGCAGCAGCAGUUGUAGUAGUAGUAAUAGUAGUCAUAAAUUAGAUCAUAAUCGAAGUCAUCAUAGUCGAUCCAGCACCACAUUGAGAAAAGAAAAAAUUUCAAAUGUCACAGAAUCUAAAUCGACAAGUAAAUUCAAUCCCUCGGGAUCUUCAUCGAAAGAAAAAAGACGAUUGUGUCCGUCAGAAGUUUGUUUAGAACAUGAAAAUUCUGAUUGUAAUGCUGUUAUUCUUGAACAAAAUGUAUUAACACAAAGACAGUUGGUAGCGAAAACUUAUGCAACAGAAGUUGUUGACAAAGCUUUAGAAAUUGCAAUAUACAAAUCAAAGACUGACGUAGAAGAAGUCUGUCAAUCUUUACGAACCGGCGUUGCAGAAGCUUCUAAAGAAAUUCUACAAAAAAUUCAUUCAGAAAGUAUUGAAAUUGCUGAAUUGAAGUACAAAGAUGAUAAAAUAAAACUAGACCGAUAUUGUCAAUUAUUGGAAAUAGAAACUACAUUGGCAUUCACAUCGAAGAUGGAAUGUGCAACUGAAAAUGCAGUGAAAGCAUUAAUUGAAAUGGCUGAGGAUGAAGCAAAAGAAAGAUCAAAAAGUGAAAAAGUUUGUAUGUUGACCAGCGAUAACACAUGUGAACGAAAUUUACUACCAACGUCAAAAAUUACCUCUUCUUCUAUAGUCUCUACGUCUCCUUUAACAGAAACCGAGAGACACAAUAGUAGAAACGGUAGCGGUGAUGAAAAUUCAUCUAAACUAACAUCCGAUGUACAUACAGUAUAUACAGAACCACCUAGACGGAAGCAUAGAGAUGAUAAAAGUUCCAGAAAUCAGCGACAUAAAGACAGAAGAGAUCGAGACAGGCGUGAUAGAGAACACAAGAGACAUCAUCAUCGAAGUCCUUCGUAUAAUAAAUCUGAGAAUAAAACAGGAGAAACUAAUAACAAAGAAGAUUCAUUGAAGAUUAUCUCACUGCCCAAAGAUUGUAACAUUUCUAAUAAAAGUACCGAUAAAGAUGGUGAUAAGAAAUUGGAAAAAAGAAAAGAUGGACAUCACAGUCAUGGAAAAGAUGGACAAAGAAAGUCAUCUAGCAAUCGUUCAUCGAAAGAUGACACAGCGUCAAGUCGUUCUCAUUCAUCAAGUUCAAAUCAUAAAAGAAAGUCGAGUUCAUCCGAAGAGCAUAAAGAGUCAAAAAAGACGUGUUUCGACAAGGAUAUAGUCACAACAACAGCAGCAACAGCAACAACAACAACAACAACAACAACAGAAGAAAAUACUCUCGAUACAACAUUAACUCUAAUAACAGUAACAACAGUGGCUCAGUCAACAACAACAAAUACUGUUGUAUCUACGUGAAAAG